Messenger RNA from Neoarius graeffei (lesser salmon catfish), 1063 nucleotides. It is a transcript of the gene c1qa, whose product is annotated as complement component 1, q subcomponent, A chain. Gene Ontology annotation, molecular function: protein binding. The coding region runs from base 98 to 856 and encodes 252 amino acids. NCBI's taxonomy places the organism in Eukaryota, Metazoa, Chordata, Actinopteri, Siluriformes, Ariidae. The transcript is spliced from 3 exons. The record is from RefSeq and is a predicted model, not a curated record.
CCCAUUGAUAUGACAUAAUACAGCUUCUCUUUCAAGUCAAGUAAAGAGAGGAGAAGUCUGAUUCUUUAAGCCGACACUGGGAUACUGAUUGUUCAGGAUGCAGCUGUCACUCCAACUGUUUGGAGCUGUCUGGGUGGCUGUACUUUUGUCCUUUAGUCUCUGCCAAGAUAACUGUCGAGCUCAGGAUGGAAAACCAGGACAGCCAGGAGUUUCUGGGAGAGAUGGCCGACCUGGAUCAAAAGGAGACAAAGGAAACCCAGGUUUGCAGGUGGAAUUAAAUAAGGCGGAACUGAUUGCUCUUAAAGGAAGUAAGGGUGAAGAUGGUCCCAUAGGAGACAUCGGUCCAAAAGGCUUUAAUGGUCUACUUGGUCCACCGGGUCCCAUCGGUCCUCCAGGGAAUCCUGGCAGCAGUGAGGGUACUGGAUUGUCCAGUGCAAAAAAGGCAGCCUUUACAGUAGUGCGUAAAAAGAACGAGAACCCUAGGUACAAUAGCCCUGUGACAUUUACUGAAGCACUUACUAAUUUGAAUAAUGACUUCGACAUUCGAAAAGGAUACUUCACGUGUAAGGUUGCUGGAGUGUAUUACUUUGUGUUUCAUUCCGUCUCUGAGGGUGACCUGUGUCUAAAACUGGUUAGUGAUAACAAUGCUAAAGUGAGCCUGAAAUUUUGUGAUUAUAACCAGCGUAAGACAAGCAUAUCUCAGGUUUUGUCUGGUGGUGUUGUGAUUGAGCUUGCUGUGGGAAAUAAGGUGUGGCUAGAACCAUUUAAAGCCCCUGGACGCGGCAAAGAGACAAAUAAAAUUUCAAAAACUGAAACGUCCGUGUUCAGUGGCUUUCUGAUUUUUGGUAGUGGGUGAAGAAAAUGGAUAUAACCAAUCCAUGUUAGACUGACUGCCAUUGUAACAUUGGUAAUGCUACAUCAGUUUCUACAAUCAUGAAUUUUAAUGCAAGUGUACAAUUUUCCUCUGUGUUUGCAGAUUCUUAAUGUUUUAUUCACUUUUCUUUGCAACCCAAAUGGAUAUUUCAGUUGUAAAACCCAUGCUACAAUAAAACUUUCUGUGAAA